Molecule: messenger RNA, 600 nt
Organism: Aureobasidium namibiae CBS 147.97
Lineage: Eukaryota; Fungi; Ascomycota; Dothideomycetes; Dothideales; Saccotheciaceae
Exons: 1
Coding region: 1-600 (199 amino acids)
Source: RefSeq, a predicted model, not a curated record
AUGACCAGUCUUCCAAAAAUCGAUACCGGAUCCCCCGAGGACAAACAGUCCGCAUCCAAAACGCAAUCCAGCGAAGAAGAAUGCCGUCAAGAAUCCUCCAAAGCCGCGCAAAAAGCUAUCGAGUUGGAGAAGCAAGCCAAAGAGCUCACGCAAGCAGCUGCUGGGGCCGGCGACUCUGACGAGCGACAAAAAUUGCUGAACGAGGCUCUCAGCAAAAGCAUCGAAGCGCAAUCGUUCGGCAAAGUCGCAAAAUACCUUGGCUCGGGCGCGUUUCAAGGGUUGUUGGCAGGAGGCGGGGUGGGCACUGGUGCUGGCGCGGGACUGGGAGCGUUGACGGGUACGCUGGUUGGUGGUGUGUCAUCUCUUGCUCUUGGAGGGUUACUCGGUGGCAUAGGUUCUGCCAUUGGUGCGCUGCAUGGACCAUGGUUCAAGCCGGAAGAAAUCAUCAAGGGAGGCAUUGAGAAGUUGUCGGGCUUGUUACCGGGUUGGAAAGCAACAGACGACCAGAAGCAAAACCUUGAAAAGAUGAUCAACCAGGUCAACGAACAAAAGACGCCUUCCUCAAAGGACCUGGAAGCCAUGGCAAGCGGCGGACAAUGA